UCGGGUUCGCGGCAAUAAAGCUUGUUGAAGCUUGUGGUGAAAAUUGGAUACGUGGUUACGCGAUGAUGGUGGCCGAAGAGAAACUUACGGAGACGUUAAAAGAAAAUCAAGUUAAUGAUGCUACGGUACCGAAGGGUCAGAAGACGUAUUCACUGGAAAUUUUAAAAAUAAUAAAAGAGGCGCAGCAGCAACAUGGUUUAAGGCAUGGAGAUUAUCAGCGGUACCGUGGGUACUGCACAAGGAGAUUGAGACGUCUACGUAAGGUUUUAAAGGUUCCACAGGGAGACAGACGUCAUUUCAAGAGAAGAGACAUAAUGCCCUCGAUGGUUAGCGAUGAUAAAUUCCUACAAGUUCCAUUGAUAAUGGCAGAACGUGCAUGGAGUUAUGCAAUGCAAUUACGUCAAGAAUCUAAUACAGAGCCAAGAAAGAAAUUCCAUUUGAUAUCUAGGCUAAGGAAAGCCGCUACAUAUUCCCUACAGUUACAAGAAUUAAUAGAGAAUGUCAAUUGCAAUGCGAGAACCAAACUAGAAGCUCAAGCAUACGUGGCUUGGGUACAUGGUUCCUUACAUUUUGAAUUACAAUUAUGGAAGAAAGCUGUGGAGAAUCUAAAAAAGGCUCAGGUAGUAUAUGGAAAACUGGCGUCCGCAUUACCAGAAUCUGAACAAAUAAUAUACAAUGCACGCGUCGAGGAGCUUGCUCCUAGCCUUAGAUAUUGUGCCUAUAACAUCGGAGAUACCACUGCCAUAGAUGACUUGAUGCAAAUGAGGGGUCAGCUGAGUGGUGAACUGUUAGCCAGUUUAGAUUCACUGAUAGCACAAACACGGGAAAAGCAGGCAAAUACUGAAGAAGUAAUCUGGCGUGGAAAGUCGUGCGGUGUGGUACCGCCACGAGCAGCAGGUCUCUUGAUUGCUGACUCCAGAUUAAACCAAACGUUAGAAAAAGCAGCUACGAAUCAAGCUAAAAUUGAUUUGCUGGAAGCGCAUCUGAUAGAUUGUAAAGACGCAAUUUCAACCGUACGAGAUUUUUUUAAAACCGAGCUUAAGAACAAAGAUAACGAUAAGCUCACACCGCCGCAACAUUUAAUCACUUACCUACAAUAUAUCAGGCUAUCACGCACCCUCGAAAGGAACCUGGUCUUGAUCAAAGUGGCGGAAGAAUCUGCUAAGGCAAAGCCGCAGGAUAUCGUGAGACUGUACGAAGCAGCUCUCCACAAUCUUGUUGAAAUCUCGCAGCUGCAAGACGACGAGGAAUUCGUACGAGAGCAGGAAGCUAAGACGAAGGCCUAUAGAGCCUUUAGAUGUUACUAUAUGGCUCAGUCACUGGAAAACCUUCAUCGAUGGCGAGAAGCAAUGGCUCUGUAUCAGAGGUCUGCACAACAUGUAAAAGACGCGGUUGAGUUUGAGAAAAUUCUUCCAGAAUCAUUGAGGGAGGCUCUCAAUAACCUGAAGACUUCUAUAGAAGUUGCCAAGUAUUCAGCGCAUGCGCACAGUGUAUUAGAAGAGGGACAAGAAGAGGAACCUGGAACUAAUAAGUACACCAAAACGAAGAAACCUCUAUUUGAACGUCUACACGAGUACAGAGAGGAUCCUGUGCUUCUUACGAAGCAACCUAAUGUCUAUAAAUUACCACCGUCUACGCAACCAAUUCCUUGCAAGCCAUUAUUCUUUGACCUGGCCUUCAAUAUGGUUGAGUUUCCAGAUUUGAGCGAAAAACUCGGUGAUCAGGCUAAGGAGGGAAGCCAGGCUGGUCUUACAGGAUUCGUUAAAGGUUUAUGGGGUUGGGGAAACAAAUAAAACAAGGAUAUUGUAAUGAUAAGGCACUGGACUCUGGAUAUUAUCGCAUGUGUUGCGAUAAUGUAUUUUUACCGGUACUCAAACGCGUCGAUGAAAAUCAACUUUUCACUUGUACCACCAGCAAUAUUGAAUAACGGAAAUAAAGAGAUAUUAUUAAUAUA
Molecule: messenger RNA, 1954 nt
Organism: Hylaeus volcanicus
Lineage: Eukaryota; Metazoa; Arthropoda; Insecta; Hymenoptera; Colletidae
Gene: Srp68
Product: signal recognition particle subunit SRP68-like
Exons: 3
Coding region: 63-1793 (576 amino acids)
Biological process (GO): SRP-dependent cotranslational protein targeting to membrane
Cellular component (GO): signal recognition particle, endoplasmic reticulum targeting
Molecular function (GO): endoplasmic reticulum signal sequence receptor activity; 7S RNA binding; signal recognition particle binding
Source: RefSeq, a predicted model, not a curated record